AUGCAGACUCUGAGACAUUGGUGUCACUCAUCAAGGUACGUCGCUGUACAGCAGAUAUUAGUCUGCGCGGCCGAUCAGACGCGCGACUCGUCGCGGCUGGUGCCCCUGCCGCAGCCGGCGACGCAACUGGGCGUUGCAGCGGCCAAUCUGCGCCGCAAUCCUAAAUGGAGGAGCCACGAUCGGCUUAGGGCGUUCGCCUGCGGCAUUCUUUCCACGGUCCUCCCUCGUACACACUGGCCGCGGCCAGAUAAAGGUCUUAACUCGAUACUUAACGAGGAAAGCCGGAUCGCCGUCCAGUGCUCGGCGCAGACUUAUUUAUCUGCAGGUGACAAGUAUCUCAGGCCAUUUGCUUCAGCCAUUCUGUCGUCGCUGUGCACGGAGUUCCUGUCGGUGAACGUGUCCGCCAUCCUGUACCUCAUGAACUACGAGAAGUACGGCCGCAGCACGGCGUCCGCACAGUACUUCCUGCAGCUGGCCGGCUACCUCGGCAUCCCGGUCAUUGCCUGGAAUGCCGACAACUCCGGUCUCGAGCGGAGGGCGUCGCAGUCGAGCCUGCAGCUGCAGCUGGCGCCGUCGCUGGAGCACCAGACGGCGGCCAUGCUGAGCAUCCUGGAGCGCUACAAGUGGCACCAGUUCUCCGUCGUCACCAGCCAGAUCGCCGGACACGACGACUUCGUGCAGGCGCUGCGCGAGCGCAUCACCGAGAUGCAGGACCGCUUCAAGUUCAACAUCCUGAACACGAUUCUGGUGACGAAGCCGGGCGACCUGCAGGAGCUGGUGAACUCGGAAUCGCGCGUCAUGCUGCUCUACUCGACGCGCGAGGAGGCGGUGCACAUCCUGAAGGCAGCGCGCGACCUCAAGAUCACAGGCGAGAACUACGUCUGGGUGGUCACGCAGAGCGUCAUCGAGAACCGCGAGACGCCCUCGCACUUCCCCGUCGGCAUGCUGGGUGUGCACUUCGACACGAGCAGCUCGUCGCUGGUGAACGAGAUCACGACGGCCAUCAAGGUGUACGCGUACGGCGUGGAAGACUUCGUUAACGACGCCCGCAACGCCGACCUGUCGCUCAACACGCAGCUGAGCUGCCACGGCGCCGGCGACUCGCGCUGGAAAACCGGCGACCGCUUCUUCCGGUACCUCCGCAACGUAAGCGUCGAAGGCGAACAGGGGAAGCCCAAUAUAGAAUUCACGCCGGAGGGCGUUCUAAAGGCGGCCGAGCUGAAGAUUAUGAAUCUGCGGCCCGGAGUCAGCAAACAGCUCGUCUGGGAAGAGGUGAGUGCCAUCAAACGCAACAACACUUCUUAG
Schistocerca serialis cubense is the source of this 1305-nucleotide messenger RNA. Its product is annotated as glutamate receptor ionotropic, NMDA 2B-like. Bases 1 to 1305 code for a protein of 434 amino acids. The transcript is spliced from 6 exons. NCBI's taxonomy places the organism in Eukaryota, Metazoa, Arthropoda, Insecta, Orthoptera, Acrididae. The record is from RefSeq and is a predicted model, not a curated record.